GAAAUUAUUGAAUAGGAAUUCUAUAAUAAGGGUUUUGGAAUCAGUUGAGUUGACUUACUUAAUUUGCGUGGGGUGCAAGUGGAUUUGGAUGAAUAUAUAGAGCGCACAGUUCAUAUCCUCAUAUCAGCAUCUGCAAACUAAGUCAGACUUAUAAAAUUCCCAGUCAAAUUGUCUCAUUCAUUUGUAGUACCUGAAUAUCUGGUCUGCACAUUGAAGGCAAAGCUAGCCAACACUAUAUGGAGGAAUUGGAAGCUAAUUCUACACAAAUGGCUCCGGUACCUGAAAGCGCAGGAGACAACAAUCGGUUGCAAGAAGUUUCUGGGCUUAUAAAGGAUGCUGCUGAUGAAGAGCUAAAUCUGAAAGCCAGAAUUGAAGGGGCUGAGAAGCUGCUUGCAAAGACCAGGCAAGAUAAACUUGAGCUAACUGAAGGCAUAGCGCAAAGGGUGUGUGAUCGGAGCUCUACCCUUCUUCCUCGGUUGGAAAACUUAAAUUGGCAUGAAACAGAACUCGGAUACUUCUUGGCCCGGGAGAGGAAGAAAAUGAAUAUAUUGCAACUAUUUCUGCUUGGUUUCGCAAACAAAGCUCACCAAGGAAAACCAAUUAAGCCCUGCUUGCCAGGAGAAGAGAUAGCUAAACAUAAAUUGAAUUUCCGGAUGGGACAUGGAACCAACAGUUUGGCUGAGGAAAAACAGCUUCUAAAACAGAUCAUUGUGAGCCCGAAGGAGAUCUAUGUGAGCCCGAAGGAGGGUGUUGGUUCAUUUUCCUCAUUGGAAAAUGAAUAUUAUGUGCUUUCUAAAAGUAGUUGGUGGUUGAUUCAGAGACUAUAUCAUACAACUCAGAGAAAAAUAGUUCAAUACCACCUAAGACAAAUCCACCAACUUAAAUGGCGAAGGGAGAGUUUGGCAGUUCUAUUGCUAAGGCAAUGGGAUGAACUUAUUGCUGCUGCCAAUGCUGCUGCCAAGGGAAAGAUUUGGGAUUUUUUGGGUUCAAAAAAGUCCUUACUGGAACAAAUCAAAAAAACUGUUAAGGAGAUAGAUGGAUUAACUGAAUUACUAUUGGCUGUGCGGCAAAAAAUUAAGCAAGUUGAGAAAGAACUGAAGGUCAUUGAGAAAGAUAUAGAGUCCUUGCAGCAAAAACUGCAAUCGAUGGAUCAGAGGAAGGGUGAAGCACACCAAUGCAUUCUCAAACAGAGAAAACAACUUUUGACCAAAAAGAAAAAAACAGAGAAAACAACUGAGUGA
Messenger RNA from Prunus mume (Japanese apricot), 1241 nucleotides. RefSeq lists its product as uncharacterized. NCBI's taxonomy places the organism in Eukaryota, Viridiplantae, Streptophyta, Magnoliopsida, Rosales, Rosaceae. The record is from RefSeq and is a predicted model, not a curated record.